Molecule: messenger RNA, 1454 nt
Organism: Asparagus officinalis (garden asparagus)
Lineage: Eukaryota; Viridiplantae; Streptophyta; Magnoliopsida; Asparagales; Asparagaceae
Exons: 2
Coding region: 268-1410 (380 amino acids)
Source: RefSeq, a predicted model, not a curated record
GGAAUCAAUUUUUGAAAUCAGGUCAGCUUUACACAUUGUCCAACAUAUACAGCUAAAAGCAAAUUUGAAUUUUGUGACAAAUUGAUAACAGCUAGAAAGUAUUUCCUAAAAUCAGCUCAACUUUACACAUUGUUCAAUGUAUACAGCUAAGCAAAGUUUUAUAAAUAGCAUACUAGAUUAGGUACAUCCACACAAUUACUCGUUGUUGUGUUAAAAUUGUUAUUCUCCAUUUCUGCAUACUUCAGUCAUUCUUUUCUUACUUCAAAGAUGAAUUUUGAUGUUGGAGGUCCAUCAUACUUAUCAUCAUCUUCAUCUUCGGAUGAUGAUAAUUUUCUGUCCAAUAUCAUUGCAGAGAUUGAUGAAACCGAAGAAGUAAUUUGUGAGUACAUCAACAACAACAUGAUCCUCGUUAACAGUUUACAUCAACACAACUACCAACCGAUCCAUGGUGGCUCGAUUCCCGGUCAUGCAGUGAUCAACCGCGAUCGAGAAAAUGCGCAUCAGAAUUUGGUCAUUGAUUACUUUGCCGAUAAUCCACGUUUUGGAGAAGAUAUGUUUCGUCGUCGAUAUCAGAUGUCAAGAAGUUUGUUCCUUCGUAUUGUUGAUGCAGUGAAAGAUCAUGACUAUUACUUCCAACAACGAAGUGAUGGACUUGGUAGAAUGGGAUUAUCACCGUUACAGAAAGUAACAGCUGUUUUUCGCAUGUUGGCAUACGGUCUACCAGCUGAUGUUACGGACGAAUACGUUAAAAUAGGUGAGUCAACAGCAAUUGAAAGUAUGACAAAAUUUUGUCGUGCUAUGGUGGAAAUAUUCGUAGAGCGGUAUCUACGAACACCUAACGCUAACGAUAUUGCUAGGCUACUCUAUAUUGGAAAAAAACGUGGUUUUCCAGGAAUGUUAGGAACUCAAGGUAUUGCUCCUCCCGCUCACUAUGUUAUUCAAGGAAAAGAGUAUAAUAUGGGUUAUUAUUUAGCUGAUGGUAUAUAUCCGAAAUGGGCUACUAUUGUACAAACAAUCCAACAGCCACAAGGUAGGAAGAAAAAAUAUUUUGCCAUGAAACAGGAAGCAUGUAGAAAAGAUGUAGAACGUGCGUUCGGAGUUCUCCAAUCACGAUUUGCAAUCGUGGCAGGAUCAGCACGUUUUUGGAAAAAACAUGUAUUACAUGACAUAAUGACUGCAUGCAUUAUUAUGCACAAUAUGAUAAUCGAGGAUGAACGUGAUCUUUAUGCACCAAUUCAAGAAGUGAGGGAAGCACCAACACCAGAAGUUGAUAUGGUAGCAGAUGAAACUACAAGAUUUACUCAAUUUAUUGCACGUUACGGAAAAAUCAAGGAUAAAGAUGCCCAUAUUGCGCUUCGUAAUGCAUUGAUAGAUCAUCUAUGGGAGGAAUACACUAAUUCAGAUAGUUAAGUGCAUACUAAAUUUGUAAUUUUUAUAUUGUUGUUAAUGUUUAA